CACACUAGAUUAAAAAUAGCUUAUCACUUCUUGAUAACUGGUUGGUCUCUCUUUUAUUCUUGAAAAUAAUCAUUAUAGUUCCGACUCUGGUGAAAUGUAUACGUUACGAGUUCACAUAAUUUUCCUGCUUCUUUCAAUUGGAUUUGAGUGGUCUUCAGCCUCUCCUGCUGCUUUUGAAUUGCCAUUACCAGUCUCAUCACAUGUGGGAGAAUUUGACCUGCCAUUGGAAACAUUACAUCAAGAAGAAUUGGAGAGACACGAUGAUUCACAAACAAUUGAUGAAAAUGGGAGAGAACAACAUUUGGACUGCCUGGCUGAGUCAGGCUACAUUCAGGAGCAGAUUUCGCUGAUCACAAAAAUGCUGAGCGAUGGCGAAAAUUUUGUACAGAAGCAGAAGGAUUCGCCAACAGAUGAAACCAUUCUGGUGCUGGGCAGAGCAGGCAGUGGCAAAACCAGUUUGGUCCAGUUCCUGACCGGAAAUCUCAAACUGGAGUCAAAGAAGGUGAGAUCAGACACCGGUGAAUACAUAAUUGAAGAUGGGGAAAAAAUUGGAACAUCGGCCACUGAGUCCUUCACACUCUAUCCUGAGUUUGUCAACUACAAUUCAACUAUCAACUUCUGUGAUUCCCCGGGUUUCCAUGACUCCAGAAGUUCUGCACAUGAAAUUGUCUCCAUGGAUGUCAUGAAGUCUGUUAGCAAAAAAAUCACGAAAGUGAAGAUUUUACUCCUUGAAAAAUAUUCUUCACUUCAAUAUGGUUUCUCAAAAGAUAGUUUCAUCAAUACUCUUCAUCAUCUGAAUGAUUUUUUGGUUGAUAUUGAUAAAUACAAAGAUCAUAUUGUGCUUAUUGCAUCCAAAAUGCCUUUUAGUUAUAGAAUGACAGAUGAGGUUGAUAGCACAAUACCUGAAUUGAUAACAGAAGAAAUGCAUAUUGAGAGCAUUAUGCAUUACUUGAAUCACACUGAAAUAUCUCUUGCGGAAAAGCUUAAUCAGAAAAUAGGAAAAAGUAAGCGUGAUUUCUAUCAGAGAGUGAUAAAGCUACUACAAGGUCUCCAAACCAGAGACAAUACUGGAAAAGCAGCUAGAAUCAGUAUAUUCCGUCGCCCAUACAAGUCAGGGUCCCUUUUCAACAUGUCGUUGCUUGGCAAGAACAAGGAAUCACUCACGAAGACAAUCAUGAACUUGGAUGCUGUUGAGGUAGCCAGCAGUGACUUUGACUUCACAUUGUCCAAUGAAGCAAAAGUGUACCUGGAAUGUCUUUUAAAACUGACAAGUGACAGCUUCAAGCAUAAAAUCAAUGAGCUAUCUUUCAAACUGAAUGAAUCGAUGAUGCAGAAUAUUCAGAACUACACAAGUUUUCAUCAGGUGUUGUCAGACUUGGAAUCAUUCUCCACCGCCUUAAAACAGUUGUCACAAAACCUUGAUGAGACGAAAAAUUACAAUGAGUUUUUUGAAAAAAUUAAUGCUUUUAUUUCAGAACAGAAUAUAUCAUCAAAAAUCAACUACAAUGAACAGAUACAUGUACUUGGGAGAUAUGAGGAAAUGCUGAUGAAAUUCGUUGACACAGAUUCGGUGUUCAGUCCAUCAUCAUGGACGCUUCCUAUUAGACAAAUUAAGAAGUCUGCAGAUGAUGAGUUGCAAUGGUACAGAUCGCUCAACAACUUCAUCGACGGACUUGCAAGCUACAAGAUUCAGAAAAACAAGACAGAAAUCCACUCAACAAUUUUCCAUAAGGGUUCCAUUGUGACAAAUGAACUGAUGAAUCUAUUUGUAGACGUUACUGGGGGAACACAUAUUAAACAGUUCAUCGAUGCACAAGGUAACAGUAAAAGAAGGGCAGAACUUGAGAGUAUCACAAACACCAUGCUUAAUCCGAGUAAUAUUACUUGUGAUGCGAAUGGAAGACUUGUAGUUAAAGGUUUCCAAAUUCGUUUCGCAGAGGUAAAUUCUGAAGCUUUGUUUCGAUCCUACUGCAACAACAUUACUGUGAAAGAAGUUGCACUUCUAGCUGUUGAUACAGUCUACCUGGAUGAGGACACCAAGGAUUUAUUCAGAGGAGUGAAUUUGUUUAUAGCAGCCCCCAAAUGGGAAGUGAUUGGACAAAGAAGGAUAGUGCUUAGUGGUCAGCCUGGACCCCAACAUUUUUGUGGUGAACUUCAUGUGAAUGAUAGCAAAAAUGGGAGACCAGGACUGCCAGGCGACAAUGGUGGAAGCUUCUUUGGAAUUGGUUUGCAAUUUGGGAAUGGUGGAAAUCUGUUGAUUGAGUCAAAUGGUGGUAGUGGGGGGCCGGGGGAAGAUGGAGCUAAAGGUGAGAAAGGGCGUGAUGGAAGAAAUGCGGCUGAAAAAUUAAAAUUAGGACUCUAUGAUCGUAGUUAUGAAUUUGAUAGAGGAGUAGAUACAUGGGAUGUCAAGAUAAGUUUAGCUCCGAAUUCUGUUGAUACUCGUUACAGACUAACUGCAGAGCUUUAUAAAGGUAUUGUUUAUGUUUAUGCUGAAGUUAAAGUUAUCACAAAAGAUGGUGAGUGUGGAGGUGAAGGGGGAGGAGGUGGUUUUGGCGGAGAAGCGGGAAUGGGAGGUCUUGCAGGUGAUCAACAGCUUAUUGAGUUGAGUGACCCAUCUCAGAUUGGAAUGCAGAAUCAAAAUGGCAGCAUAGGCGACCGUGGCAAAAUGGGAGAUACUGGAGAUCGUGGUAAGGAUGGCAUUGGGAUGAUUUGUGUGCAAGUGAAGAGGGAAAACUUUUUCUCAUACUGGAAAUGCAAACCAACUAACACCACAUCGCCAGCAUGCAAUACUUGCCAAAGAGGGGCUAGAGCUGAUGAACACCAGUACAUGACAUCAGGAAUUGAGCAGCCAGCGCUCAAAAAGUCUCCCGACUUCAGUUACUACCUGCUCGACUACACAGUUUUGCUCAGAACUCACACUAAUCAUAUCAUUUUCAAUAAGAUUAUAACUGACUUUCAAGAAGGAAUUCAAAGAAAAUUCGCUUACUCUUUAAAUGACUUGGGAUUGUUGUUUUUCAAAGGAAAAAUCAAUAGGAAGUUCUGAAAAAUGCCAUGAAAUGUAAUUUAUUAUUACAAUGUAGGAAGUCAUAGCUGGAAAUUGAGAUUAUAAAAUGUCAUUAUUAUAAAGAUGAUUCUAAUUCAACAUAAAUAUUUGAUAUAUUAUUAUACAAUAAAUAUCAAUAUCUUUUAAUGCAUA
Nilaparvata lugens (brown planthopper) is the source of this 3196-nucleotide messenger RNA. RefSeq lists its product as uncharacterized. The record is from RefSeq and is a predicted model, not a curated record. Lineage: Eukaryota; Metazoa; Arthropoda; Insecta; Hemiptera; Delphacidae. Bases 95 to 3043 code for a protein of 982 amino acids. The transcript is spliced from 3 exons.